Messenger RNA from Passer montanus (Eurasian tree sparrow), 4173 nucleotides. It is a transcript of the gene TMEM121B, whose product is annotated as transmembrane protein 121B. The record is from RefSeq and is a predicted model, not a curated record. NCBI's taxonomy places the organism in Eukaryota, Metazoa, Chordata, Aves, Passeriformes, Passeridae. The transcript is spliced from 3 exons. Bases 1 to 1536 code for a protein of 511 amino acids.
AUGAGCCCCAAACGAGCUCUUCACUGCAGGCUCUGUGCCAGGCCAACUGCUCUUUGUCUUGGCCAGCCUAGAGAGGCCAGGGGAGACGGAAGCACUUCCGAUGUAACGGAGUGGGUGCUGUGGCACGUCCGUGGGCGACUGGCCCCACUCGCGGGGCUGCCCGAGAUGUGGAAGGGGAGCAUCCCCGGGGACAGGGCGGGGGGGCCGAGAUGUGGAAGGGGAGCAUCCCCGGGCACAGGGCGGGGGGGCCGAGAUGUGGAAGGGGAGCAUCCCCGGGGACAGGGCGGGGGCGCCUUCCUCGCCCUCCCGUUCUCGCCCCCCUCCUCCCCUCCCCCGGCCGCGCAGCCUCUCCCCCAGCCCCAGCCCCAGCCGCAGCCCACCCACCGCCGCCAGCCGCCCGCCCCGGCUCCGGAGGAAGAGGAGGAGGAGGAGGACAGCAGCAGCAUCAGCAAGCCCCUGCGGCGGCGGGAGCCCGGGCCGCAGCAUGAGCCCGGCGGGGCGGGGGGAGGGCGGCGCUGGGGCUUCCAGGCGCUGUCCCUGGUGCUGCUGCUGGGGCAGGGCGCGCUGCUGGACCUCUACCUGAUCGCCGUCACCGACCUGUACUGGUGCAGCUGGAUCGCCACCGACCUGGUGCUGGCGGCCGGCUGGGGCAUCUUCUUCUGCCGCAACAGCCGGGCGCGCCGCCGGGAGCGGCCCCCGCCGCCGCACCCGCUGCUGCUGCACGGCCCCCCCGGCGGCCGCGGGGCCGGGGGCCGCGGGGCCGGGGUCCCCCCCCGCGGCGGCGACUUCGCCUACGCGCACCUCGCCUGGCUCAUCUACUCCAUCGCCUUCACGCCCAAGGCGGCGCUGAUCCUGGGCACCUCCAUCCUGGAGCUGAUCGAGCUGCGCCUGCCGCUGGGCACCACCGGCUUCCGCAUCACGCUGGCGCUCUCCGCGCCGCUGCUGUACUGCCUGCUGCGGGCCAUCGGCACCGAGGGCGCCGGGCAGCUGCUCCUGCCGCCGCAGCCGCCGCCGCAGCACCGCGCCGCCGCCGCCUUCCUCGCCACCUGCCUCGACCUGCUCGACAGCUUCUCCCUGCUGGAGCUGGUGCUGCAGCCCGGGCGGCCGGCGCCGCUGCCCGCCCCGCUGCGCUACCUGCUCAUCGCCGUCUACUUCCUCUGCCUGGCCUCGCCGGUGCUGUGGCUGUACGAGCUGAGCGCCGCCCGCCCGCCCGGCGCCGCCCGCCUGGCCCUGCACCUGCUGCUGCCCGCCGGGCUGCUGGACGCGCCGCUGCUGGCGCUGCGCUGCCUCCUGCUGCUGCGCUACCAGCAGCCGCUGUCCCUCUUCAUGCUCAAGAACCUCUUCUUCCUGACCUGCCGCGGCCUGGAGGCGCUGGAGACCUGCUGCCUCCUGCGCCCCGCCGCCGCCCCGCCGCCCGCCAAGUACGGCCCGGCCGCCGCCGCGCCCGCCGCCGCCCCGCUGGCCCACGGGCUCUCCGACGUGGACGUGGGUCCCCACGGGUACGUGAACGCCUUGGCGGUCACCGCCCAGGGCUGAGCCCCCCGGCAGCCCCCGGCAGAGUCUCUGUCUCUGCGUUCUGCUCAGGUUCCCUCUGCCGUGGCCGAGCAGGGGAAGAAGGGGACGUGGGUUUCCCGGCCAGACUCUCGUUCCCCUCCUCCUUUCCUCGUGGACAAAUCCAGCAGCGGAAGCUCCGCACAAAGCCGACUACCUGCAGGAGCCUACGGAUGGCAUUUGUCCCCGGAAAAUGCACCUGUCCUUCACGACAAGACUUCUUCUAGUGCUUCUGCAUCUCCACUGUCUGGAGGGUCUCACUCUUCCCCCCCCUCCCAGGACAUUGUGUUGCUUUGUCACCGAAAAGGCUCAGUUUUUCCUUUUCAUCCUCAACAGGGACCCGUGCAUUUUGUCCCCUCCCUUAAGAACUCCUGCUGACCACAAUAAUGAGAUGCAAGAGGGGCCUGACCAGCAGAUGUUGCCUCCAGGAAGGACAGAAGGAAGCAGGCUUUGGUUUCCCUAGGUCUUGCAAAGCUGCUGCCUGUGUUUCCCAGGCCUUUGUGUACCAGCUAAGGAACCUCUGGAAGCACGCUGGCCACUUGGUCACUUCAAGCCCAUGAGCCACCUUCUCCUAGCCAAAAUGUCUACCUCUGUGCUUCAACCUUUUGCAUCUUACAUUGACUUCACAUGCUAAAGACACCAGUCGGGCAUGGACACAAACCAGGGCUUAGGCCCCAUUUCAUCACCACCAAGACAUUUAUUUCUGCUGUCCUGAUGGGAAGGGGAAAUAAAGCACAACCGACUGCUACCCACAGCAGGACUGCAGGCGCAGCCCGGACUUUUUCCGCACACACAUUCAUUCUUUCUUUCAGGGCUUGGGCUUCAGGGCCUCUGUCCCACCUUCCUUGUCACAGAGUGGGAUCAACUGCCUGCUCCGGUGGACUGCUACAACAAAAUGUUUACAGUCUGGUAACUUCCAGCUCCCAGAGGCAGAAGUGGGGCUGCCAUGGGGCUCUUCUCCCCCAGCUCUCGGUGGGGCUGAUGGGUUUUGAGGGGCUGGAGAAGCCCCUAGAAAAGAUGGGUCAAUAGUGCUGUUCUGUUCAGAAGUGCAGCUAGGAUGGGUGACUCGCUGCUCUCCUCGUGCCAAAUGGAGAGUUGGCAAAAGCUAGGCUUACCUUUCCCACCAGUGCUUUAUUUUUAACCUGAGCCCUUACACGGGCAGUUGUGUGAAUUUUGGCCAGUGGCCUUUCUCUUCGGUAACUUCUUCUUGUCUGGACAAUCUUGGUGCUGUGAGUGACUGUGAUUGUAAAACUUGGUACUGUGAACUUUCCUAUGUGAUGUGAAAUGUGUUGAGGGGAUGCUAAGUUCCUGGCCAAAGGAGGUGUAAUUACAGGCGUAUUAUGCUUGUACAGAUACUUGUUUCCUUGCACCUUCCUUUUUCAGCAUUAAAUAGGUAGUAGAAGCUCAGAAAUAAUUAUUCAAUAGAGAAUAAGGUGAUACCUGAACCUAGGACUACUCCACUCUUCAGUCAAACAGCUGAAGGAAAAAAAAAAUCCCCAAUCAACUUUGCCAAAAACAAGCUGAAGGAAAAAAAAUAUUUUCAUCAUUAAAUAUGUUUGGCUGCUCCUAUGGCCAAGUUCCCAAUAGCACCACAGUGCUAAUCCCUAACACACUGAAGCAUGAGCAUAGUAGAGACAUCAAAAGAAUCACAGCACAGUUAUUAAUGAGUCUUACUUCAGUACCCCUUCAUAGCCCAUAACAAAGUUGCUGUUUCAAAAGUGAGUGCCUUUUUCCAGUUAGGAUGUUAUUGAGAAAAAUGGCAUAUUUGAAAUUUAUCAGGCCAUGGCAUAUUUAACCCAUUAGCAGUGAACUCACAGUUCAGAUUUUUCCAUGGAUGAAAAGGUUGCUCGGGACACAGGACCCUGCAAAAUGACACUUGUGUUGCAUAGAAUUCCUUUGUAGAAAAAGUUGUUCUUUGUGGUGCCAUGGUUUCUAGGUUGUUAGGAAAUGUGCUGUUUGGAGAGUGUUAAAGCUCUUGUAGUUGCCUAUACAGAAGCCCCCUUGCAGCUAAAAGGGCAGUUCUGCUGCUCCUGCAAUUACUUACUAUGAAAAAAAACAAACAUUUAGAGAUCUUCAAUGUCUUGUUUAUAAACCUGCUCCUCCUCUUGAAUUCCCUCCUCUUUGGUAACUGAGCUCUUGCUUCCACUUAAACCUUUCUGUUUGCAGAAGAGAGCAGGUGGUACCAGGCAGUGCAAACAAUACCUCUCCUGAUGCACCUUGCACAACUCCUGUACAUUGUGCCAACAUGAAAUUACUGGUCCAGGUCAGUGACGCUUUGCUGAACGAAUUUGUGCCAUACUAAGACACAGGUCCCUUGGGAUUCUGUUACACAAUUCAGUUAUUUAGCAUUUUACUGCUCUUUGUUUGCUACCCUGACAAAAGAGAUGACUACUCCCAGGAGGGGAAAUGGAAGUGAGAGAUAAGGCCUGUGGCUGAUGGACACUUGGCAUCCCCCUGGCAUUAAUCAGAACUUGUAUUUUUUAAAAAGCAAGAUUGUUAAAAUAAAAUUAGAAACUUGUGACUGAUUCUGUUCCUUUUUUCCCUCCUUUGAUUCUUGCUGGGCUGUUCAAUUUUGUAUUGAAUAGGGACCAAUAGAUGUGUUAAAGUUACUUGUUUUCCUCA